ACAGCAUGGUGCAACUCCCACCUCCGGAAGGCAGGGACGCAGAUCGAGAACAUUGAGGAGGACUUCCGUGAUGGCCUGAAGCUCAUGCUGCUGCUGGAGGUCAUCUCAGGUGAGCGCUUGGCCAAGCCCGAGAGGGGCAAGAUGCGGGUGCACAAGAUCUCCAAUGUCAACAAGGCCCUGGACUUCAUCGCCAGCAAGGGCGUCAAGCUGGUGUCCAUUGGAGCCGAAGAGAUCGUGGACGGGAACGUGAAGAUGACCCUGGGCAUGAUCUGGACCAUCAUCCUGCGCUUUGCCAUCCAGGACAUCUCCGUGGAAGAGACUUCGGCCAAGGAAGGGCUGCUCUUGUGGUGUCAGAGAAAGACAGCCCCAUACAAAAAUGUCAACAUCCAGAACUUCCACAUAAGUUGGAAAGAUGGUCUCGGAUUCUGUGCCUUGAUCCACCGACACCGGCCGGAGCUGAUUGACUAUGGGAAGCUGAGGAAGGACGAUCCCCUCACAAACCUGAACACGGCCUUUGACGUGGCAGAGAAAUACCUGGACAUUCCCAAGAUGCUGGACGCCGAAGACAUCGUGGGGACCGCCCGGCCGGACGAGAAAGCCAUCAUGACUUACGUGUCUAGCUUCUACCAUGCCUUCUCUGGAGCCCAGAAGGCGGAGACAGCAGCCAACCGCAUCUGCAAGGUGCUGGCGGUCAACCAGGAGAAUGAGCAGCUGAUGGAAGACUACGAGAAGCUGGCCAGCGAUCUACUGGAGUGGAUCCGCCGCACCAUCCCGUGGCUGGAGAACCGUGUGGCAGAGAACACCAUGCACGCCAUGCAGCAGAAGCUGGAGGACUUCCGCGACUACCGGCGCCUGCACAAGCCGCCCAAGGUGCAGGAGAAGUGCCAGCUAGAGAUCAACUUCAACACGCUCCAGACCAAGCUGCGCCUUAGCAACCGGCCGGCCUUCAUGCCCUCGGAGGGCCGGAUGGUCUCGGACAUUAACAAUGCCUGGGGCUGCCUGGAGCAGGCAGAGAAGGGCUACGAGGAGUGGCUGCUGAAUGAGAUCCGGAGGCUGGAGCGGCUUGACCACCUGGCGGAGAAGUUCCGGCAGAAGGCCUCUAUCCACGAGGCCUGGACGGAUGGCAAAGAGGCCAUGCUGCGGCAGAAGGACUAUGAGACGGCCACCUUGUCAGAGAUCAAGGCCCUGCUCAAGAAGCAUGAGGCCUUCGAGAGUGACCUGGCCGCGCACCAGGACCGCGUGGAGCAGAUCGCUGCCAUCGCGCAAGAGCUCAAUGAGCUGGACUACUAUGACUCACCCAGUGUCAAUGCCCGUUGCCAAAAGAUCUGUGACCAGUGGGACAAUCUGGGGGCCCUGACUCAGAAGCGAAGGGAGGCCUUGGAGCGGACAGAGAAGCUGCUGGAGACCAUCGACCAGCUGUACUUGGAGUACGCCAAGCGGGCUGCGCCCUUCAAUAACUGGAUGGAGGGGGCCAUGGAGGACCUACAGGACACUUUCAUUGUGCACACCAUUGAGGAGAUCCAGGGCCUGAGCACAGCCCAUGAGCAGUUCAAGGCCACACUCCCCGAUGCGGACAAGGAGCGCCUGGCCAUCCUGGGCAUCCACAACGAGGUGUCUAAGAUCGUCCAGACCUACCACGUCAACAUGGCGGGCUCCAACCCCUAUACGAUCAUCACGCCUCAGGAGAUCAAUGGCAAAUGGGACCACGUACGUCAGCUAGUGCCUCGGAGGGACCAGGCGCUGACGGAAGAGCACGCCCGCCAACAGCACAAUGAGCGGCUGCGCAAGCAAUUCGGGGCCCAGGCCAAUGUCAUUGGGCCCUGGAUCCAGACCAAGAUGGAGGAGAUCGGGCGGAUUUCCAUUGAGAUGCACGGGACGCUGGAGGACCAGCUGAGCCACUUGCGGCAGUACGAAAAGAGCAUUGUCAACUACAAGCCCAAGAUCGACCAGCUGGAGGGCGACCAUCAGCUCAUCCAGGAGGCACUCAUCUUCGACAACAAGCAUACCAACUACACCAUGGAGCACAUCCGUGUGGGCUGGGAGCAGCUGCUCACCACCAUCGCCAGGACCAUCAACGAGGUGGAGAACCAGAUCCUGACCCGCGACGCCAAAGGCAUCAGUCAGGAGCAGAUGAACGAGUUCCGGGCCUCUUUCAACCACUUUGACCGGGAUCACUCCGGCACACUGGGUCCCGAGGAGUUCAAAGCCUGCCUCAUCAGCUUGGGUUAUGAUAUUGGCAACGACCCCCAGGGAGAGGCAGAAUUUGCCCGCAUCAUGAGCAUCGUGGACCCCAACCGCCUGGGGGUGGUGACAUUCCAGGCCUUCAUUGACUUCAUGUCCCGUGAGACAGCUGACACAGACACGGCAGACCAGGUCAUGGCCUCCUUCAAGAUUCUGGCUGGGGACAAGAACUACAUCACCGUGGAAGAGCUGCGCCGGGAGCUGCCGCCUGACCAGGCCGAGUAUUGCAUCGCGCGGAUGGCGCCCUACACCGGCCCUGAUGCCGUGCCUGGGGCCCUGGACUACAUGUCCUUCUCCACGGCGCUGUAUGGCGAGAGUGACCUCUAGCCCUCCUUCUGGCCACCCUCGCCCGCGCUGGCCCUCCCCGCCACGGGGGCUCCAAGCCGGGCCACGUGGCGUCCAGCUUCCCAACCCGCCAAAUGACAGUUUACAAAAUUAUUUUCUGCAAAAAAGAAAAAAAAAAGUUAUGUUUAAAAAGUUAAAAACCAAAAAAAACAAACAAAAAAACCUACAUAUUUUAUUAUAGAAAAAGUAUUUUUUUCUCCACCAGACUUAAAUGGAAAAGAGGAAGAAUUAACUAUUUGCACCGAGAUGUCUUGUUGUGAUGUAGGAAAAUAACCAAGCACAAAGUUCCACUCCAGCCUUUUUACUGAUUUUUUUUUCCUUCUGUCCGUUCCAUCUGCUGUAUUCAUUUCUCCAAUCUCAUGUCCGCCUUGGUGUGGGAGUUGGGUAGGGGGUUCUUUGUCAAAAGGCACAUGGGUGCAUGUGUUUGCUAGCUCACUUGUCCAUGAGAAUAUUUUAUGAUAUUAAAGAAACUCUUUUGAAA
Molecule: messenger RNA, 3067 nt
Organism: Carlito syrichta (Philippine tarsier)
Lineage: Eukaryota; Metazoa; Chordata; Mammalia; Primates; Tarsiidae
Product: alpha-actinin-1
Exons: 20
Coding region: 85-2568 (827 amino acids)
Biological process (GO): muscle cell development; actin cytoskeleton organization
Cellular component (GO): cell junction; cell projection; Z disc
Molecular function (GO): actin filament binding; calcium ion binding
Source: RefSeq, a predicted model, not a curated record